GAUUUGAUUUGAAGUGGGUUACCCUUAUUGGCGUGAUGCGUAGGUUGUUUGCCUUCUGCUUCCCUGUCUCUCCGUUCUCUACAUCGGUGUCUAAAAAUGGGAUGGUAGCCGUGAGGCCAUCGGAACUUAUGAGGGGCUAAUGUGUGAGGGGCUAAUGUGGUCGAAGUUUAGAGGGGGCAGUGUAGCGAUCCUCACUAAUAUGAACAGCAUUACAUGUACCACCAAAUGGUUUAACCCUAUCGGGCAUGAUGCGUAGGGUGUUUGCCAUUUACGCCAGAGACACAGGUUCGCUUCAAUAUCAAACCAUUUGACAUUACUUAAAUAGAACCAUCAAGCUUCAUGUCAGAUUACAGUCCAGAUAAUAUAUGCAGUGCAAUAUAAUUAAGGCAUGUUUCGUUUAAACUAAUACUUUAAAAAAAAAAUGUAUUUAUGGUUACAAGCCUACCAUAGCCUACAAAUACUUUUCUGAACUGGUUGCAAGACAUGCUUUGGUAAAUGACUCCCUGAUAAAAUAAAGGUUAAAUAAAAUAUCAAUGAAAUGGAAUCUUCACUGUACAGCUCGGAGACAUGGGAGUAGGAUUUAGGAAGUCACGAGAAUGUCACAUUUGAAACCAAUUGUACCCUAUUUUCUAAAAAUAAAGAUAAUUGAUUUUAAAUGAACGCUCGAGACUGCCCCAGAUCAGCUGACGCAGUGUGCGUAUCCUGCUACGCAUGCGCACUGGAAACUGUCUAACAGCACCAUCAACAGACUGGGGAACAAGCAGCCAGAGGAGAGGCACAAGCUGGCGUUUUGUUUACCUCCAAAAGAAGAAGAUAACAUUUUCUCAACAUGUCGGGAUUUGACGAGAACCCAUUUGUAGAUGCAGUGGAUGUCAAUCCUUUCCAGGAUGCCUCAGUCACACAAAUCACCAGCGGUGGGAUUGAAACCGUUGAGGAAUUCAACCCAUUCUCAGCCAGUGCUAUGGGCACCCACACUGGGACCACCAUCCCUAUCUCUGCUGCCUCCUCCCAACCAGCUGUCCUACAGGCUUCUGCUGUGGAGCCCACCCCACAAGCUACUGCGGCUGCUGCCCAGGCUAACCUGCUCAGGCAACAGGAGGAGCUGGAGAAGAAAGCUGCUGAACUGGAUCGGAAAGAGCAGGAGCUCCAGAACAGGCCUGGAGGCCACAUUACAAAAGAAAACAACUGGCCGCCACUUCCCAAGUUUUCCCCCAUAAAGCCUUGUUUCUACCAGGACUUCAAUGAAGACAUCCCUGAAGAGUACCAGAAGAUAUGCAAGAGGAUGUACUACCUUUGGAUGUUUCACAGUAUCACACUCUUCCUGAACCUUCUGGCCUGCCUGGCCUACUUCACGGCCGAUCCAAACGCGGGGGUGGACUUUGGUCUGUCCAUCCUCUGGUUCGUCCUCUUCACCCCCGUCUCUUUCGUCUGUUGGUACAGGCCAGUGUACAAAGCCUUCAGGUCGGACAGUUCCUUCAGCUUCUUCUUCUUCUUCUUUGUUUUCUUCUUCCAAGUGUCUGUCUACAUCAUCCAGUGUGUGGGGAUCCCCAAGUGGGGGAACAGUGGAUGGAUUUCGUCCAUCACCAUGAUAAGAAGCAACAUGGCUGUAGCUGUGGUCAUGAUGGUUGUGGCCGGCUGCUUCACUGUGAACGCUGUCCUCGCCAUCAUCCUACUCAAAAUGGUCCACUCCAACUAUCGUCGGACGGGGGCCAACUUCACCAAGGCCCAGCAGGAGUUCUCUUCGGGGGUCCUCACCAACCAGACCUUUCAGAGCGCCGCGGCCAGCGCCGCCUCCUCAGCCGCCCAGGGGGCCUUCCAAGGACGCUAGUGAUCCUAAAGUCACAGGGCCAGGUUCCUCCUAACCUUUCUAGGCACCUCUCACUCACUCCAAGCCCCGUUUUGUCCCAUGGCCUCAGUGUCUCUGCAGAGGCAACAGAAAUGGCUGACAGGACAGAAACUAGACUGGUAUACAGGAACAUUACAAUUUACUGCUGUAUCAUGGACAUUCUCUAACCACAGCCAUUGAUGCAUAAUCCCAAUUCAACCACUAGCCCCGUGUAUUCAAUGUGGUGGAAACUCUGCUAGCUGAUCAGAGGGUAUAAAUGGAGCUAUUACCAUGUUGAUUGGACUUAUCCAAGUGUCUGGGGGGUUGGUUUGGGAUUGUGGUGUCUUGCUGAUAUGGGGGUUUGGUUUGGGAUUGUGGUGUCUAGCUGGUAAGGGGCUAGGGUUGGUUUGGGAUUGGGGUGUCUGGCUGGUAGGAGGCUAGGGUUGGUUUGGGAUUGGGGUGUCUAGCUGGUAGGGGGCUAGGGUUGGUUUGGGUUUUGGCACCAGAGUUUGGCAAAGUGUCCUCCAUGUUGGUACCAAACAUUCCAUGACAAUAAUGUACAUUUUCAUUCUAAGUGGAAUGUGAUACUUUAAGAAAGCGAAUGCGUAAUCUGUCUUGCUCGUCUCCUGUAGGUUUUAAUGCUAUUACACUAUGCUCCUAGCAAAUGAGGAAUGCUCUCCCUAGAAUACUUUACAUUGUCAUUUUAAUCCUCACUAGAAUGAAAUAGUUUGGUACCAGCAUGGCGCUUAUCAUUAUGAAAACACAAUCUCCAAUUAAGUUGUAUUUUUAUUCAGUAUAUCAAUUGCGCUCUGUCCCAUAGCCUAGUCUUUACCUCGUUAUGUUCUCUUCUUCCUCACUGUCCUGCCCUAUCCAGACACUCAGGUCCUCUUCUCAGGACAUACUGUACCGUUAACGCAGAGAUCUCCAACUCUAGUUGUGGAGAGCCACUGUUAGUGCAAGAUUCUGUUCUUUCCUAACACUAACACACACGUUUCAAAUACUCAACUGAUCACGGUCUUCAGUCUCGACCUUGAUUUUUGUUCAAUCCGGUGUGUUGGUGCUAGGCUGGAACAAUGCCUGCGUACCCAGUGGCUGUCCAAGACUGAAGUUGGAGAUCCUUGUAUUACAAGGGUUUGGGUACAAAAAUGUUACCGAAGUGGGCAUCUGAGGUAAAAACACUGAAAUGUCUACUGAAGGAAUUACAUUUUAUUUUGUGAAGUUUACAUUGUUGUUGAGGUUUAUUUUUGCUCUGAUCAUAAUAUAUUGAAGGGAUGAAUGGUUUUAUUUCUUAGAUUUUUUUUUGUGAUUUCAUAUUUUACUGUUCUUCAAUCCCUCAGUAGGGUUGGACGUGCUGAAGUAUGAUAAGGCAACUGCUGUGUUUUUGUAGCUACAAUAAUGAAGAUAUUGGGUGACGGUUUAACUAAAUGGGAAAUCCUGUAUACGCAGAUGUUAGUGCACCACCGGCGGUAUCCCUCCUACUGUACUUUAAAGUAACUUUCCAGUGAAAAUCACACUUUUAAAAGUUCAUGUUCUGUUAACUCCUACCCAAAUAAUGUUGUUGACUCAUCCUAUACUCAUAUUUUUGUCAAAACCAUAAAUUGGAGAAAAAAAACACCUCCAAACAGUUUAAAAAAUGCUUGCUAUUUCCUCAGAGCAGGAUGAGCUGGCCAAUCAGUGGUCUACUCUCAGUAAUAUUUUUAAUAACCGGUAUACGCCCACACCAUUCCAACACAGAAUAGCUGUUUUAAAAAAAAAAAAAUAUCGUACUUCAUUAUUUAUUUUAAUUGGAAGGAAAACAAUUUGUCAUAUUGUGCAUAAUUAUAGGUUAUAUUUCAUAGAAAUAUUAACACGGGACAGUUACUUUAAUGAACAUAGAACCACUUCUGUGCUGUCACCACUACAUUUUGGAGUUGGUGGCUUUGGUAUUAUGACGUCAGGACAAGUGGGAUCUUUUCUUACAAAUCAGACAAAGGACGAGUUAGUUUUAAAUUGACACUUAAUUAUUUUUUCUCUAUGAAUGAGAUAUAGACCAGUCAAUGUGGGUACUGUGGCAUGCUCAUAGACAUUUCUGGAAGAUUGAAUGUAUUUAGUGCAAGAAUAGAAUAUAGUUACAGCCAUGUGAGAAUGAGUGAGUGGAUGGAGGAAUGAGCUGACAGGACAAAUGAAUGAAUGAUUUGAGUAAUUACAUAAUGAUCUAAAUGUAUUAAUGAAUAGUUAGUUAUUGAUUGUGGAUAUGUGCCUAAAGUAAAGUUCAGUACAAUAACCCUAAAGAUUGCAGUAAACCAAGUCAUGACUUCUAAUACAGCAACGAUCAAAAAAUAGAUUUACAUUCUUGAUUUUAGUUGUUGGGUAGUAGUUACAACACAGGCAUAUUAUUAUUUUUAAUGUACGGUUGGUUACUCUACACUUUUUCUGAAAUGUCACUAUGCUGUCUACUGGACAUUUGCAGUCUUGCUACACUACCGCUGUUUGGUUCCUGAUAUGUCAACUCUGAUGUUAUGUAGCUGACACUGGUUUACUGAGAUUUAUUUUUGAGCCUAAAACUCACUGAGACAUGACUUUAAAUGAGCCUCACCUUCUGCCUAUUAACUACCAUUAUGAUCCGUCCGUGUUCUGAAUGUUUGUCCAGAUACAUGUGUGUUUAUCUGAUCCUUCUAUUGGGUAGGGUACUGUUACUGGGUAUUAUCUAGCACAGGGGUGUCCAACCCAUCUUCUGGAGAGCUACUGAGUGUGCAGGCUUUUGUUUUAGCCCUGCUCUAACACCUAAUUCAACUGCUCAUCAGGGCCUUGCAUGACUAGCUGAUAGCUUCUGAUUUGGUCGAAUCAAGUAGGGAUGGAAUGGAAGCCUGCACAGUGCACACCCAGUAGCUCUCCAGGAUGGCUGUCCUUCUGGAGGUCAAGGGUCAAAUCUGUUUGUCACUGUACAUAUGUCUGACAUGUUACAAAGCUGUUAUUUUGUCUGAGGGAUUUUUACGACUUAUCUCUGAAGUAAUUUAUAGAUCUAUUGUUACUGCUAUUAUUCAAUAAAUGGAUGCAUUUCUUUGCUCUCUCUUGAACGUCAAA
This is a messenger RNA of Oncorhynchus mykiss (rainbow trout), 4888 nucleotides long. Lineage: Eukaryota; Metazoa; Chordata; Actinopteri; Salmoniformes; Salmonidae. The record is from RefSeq and is a predicted model, not a curated record.